UCCCACUCACUCUCCGCCCCCGUAUAAUUUUUUCUGAAACCCUCUUCUGCGACCACUCCUCCGCUGUAGACGGCCAAAACAGUAAAAAAUGGCCGCUCCGAUCCAGUCCGUACAGUGCUUCGGCCGCAAGAAGACUGCAGUGGCGGUGACCUACUGCAAGAAAGGCAGGGGACUGAUCAAGAUCAACGGCUGCCCCAUCGAGCUGGUGGAGCCGGAGAUCCUCCGGUACAAGGCGUACGAGCCGAUCCUCCUCCUCGGCCGCCACCGCUUCGCCGGCGUCGACAUGCGCAUCCGCGUCAAGGGCGGUGGCCACACCUCCCAGAUCUACGCCAUCCGCCAGAGCAUCGCCAAAGCCCUCGUCGCCUUCUACCAGAAGUACGUCGACGAGCAGUCCAAGAAGGAGAUCAAGGACAUCCUCGUCAGGUACGACCGGACCCUCCUUGUCGCCGACCCCAGACGCUGCGAGCCCAAGAAAUUCGGUGGUCGUGGUGCUCGUGCCAGGUUCCAGAAAUCGUACCGUUAAGAGUUAUACUAUCAGUUAUGCUCUCAAAUUCUCUUAUCUUUUUGUUUUGAUUACUUAUUAAGGACCAGGGUGUGGUGUUUGAGAGGUUUUUCUGAGACCUCAACAGUUGAUUUUGCCUAUUAAUAUGUCUUUUUGGAUGAUAGAUGGAUAUUAGUAUGCUUUUGAGUUUUGACCCUUUGAAUUAUUAAAUGUCUUGAAUCCAGAAGUUAAAAGUUUGAAUAUUUAUUGCUUUGGUUGAUUUAUUUCAAGAUAA
Cornus florida is the source of this 776-nucleotide messenger RNA. RefSeq names its product small ribosomal subunit protein uS9-like. The transcript has a single exon. Gene Ontology annotation, molecular function: structural constituent of ribosome; RNA binding. The coding region runs from base 89 to 523 and encodes 144 amino acids. Gene Ontology annotation, biological process: maturation of SSU-rRNA from tricistronic rRNA transcript (SSU-rRNA, 5.8S rRNA, LSU-rRNA); translation. The record is from RefSeq and is a predicted model, not a curated record. Lineage: Eukaryota; Viridiplantae; Streptophyta; Magnoliopsida; Cornales; Cornaceae. Gene Ontology annotation, cellular component: ribosome; cytosolic small ribosomal subunit.